Molecule: messenger RNA, 3861 nt
Organism: Molossus molossus (Pallas's mastiff bat)
Lineage: Eukaryota; Metazoa; Chordata; Mammalia; Chiroptera; Molossidae
Product: maestro heat-like repeat-containing protein family member 1
Exons: 31
Coding region: 1-3861 (1286 amino acids)
Cellular component (GO): cytoplasm
Source: RefSeq, a predicted model, not a curated record
AUGAAGCGUGAGGUGAUGCACUCAACCAUCAUGGUGAUUCAGGAGGACUUCAUACCAUCCCUGACAUUCCUUCCUGUCCUGCUACAGGUGCCAAUGGCCCUCUUGCAAUUCAUUGAGUUGCUGAGCCAGCAUGGCUACUUGGCCCUGCCCCAGGGGAACACCAUCAUCAACUACAUCAUCAAGCUCAGCAAGUCUGACUCAUCAAAUGAAGAGGACACCCGAAUAAUGUGUUCCAAAAUCCUACAGAUGGUGUCUUUGCCCAAACUGGUCACUUGUGUGUGUGAGCCCAACAACGUCGCAGCCUUUGUACCUCUGUGCAGGAUAGCCACAGAAAUGGCCCUGAAGGCCCGCUUGGUGGGCCGGGUUCCCUACCUCAGCAGCUUUCACUGCAGCCCCACCGAGUUCAUCUCACCUCAGAGACUCCUGACCUAUCUUAUGAUGGUUUCCCAGAAGCCCUACAGGGAAAAGGACUUUGGUGUAAGCGCUCUAAGGCUACUAUAUGCCCUGCAUCCUAUCACUUCCCUACACCCUGUUAUCCACUUCAAUGUGGGCCAGCUGUGGACAAAGAUGAUCCCACGGAUGUUGAAGAUACUAGAUGAUCACACUGAGAAGAACCUGAAUCAGAGGAAGUGGGAGGACAAGCUGCUCCAGUUUUUAAGACGGUCAUUAGUGGCCAUUGAUGAUGACAACUGGCAGAAUCACCUCAUCAGAGUCAUCUUGGAGAACAUAAAUUAUUUCAGUGACCCUGGCGAAGGGAAGGAUUUUCUAUAUAAAUUAUUUGGCUUCUCCCUGUGGACCUCAAGGAACGAGCAACUGGUGAAGAUGAUGCUUUCGUCCAUCCUCCAAACUUCCCAUGAGAACCUGCAGGAGAGGGAGGGCAUCGCUGCGGCAUUCAGCAUCGUGUCUGUGAGACAUCUGAAUAUAGUCCUGGAGCAACUGCGAGUGUACAGUGCUGUGCUCACGGACAAGGAAUCAUCGUACAUCCUCAGACUGGAGAAGGAACAUCAGCAGAAGGAAUGGGUGCAGACCUGUAACACCAUCUACUUAAGCUAUAGCAAGAUUAUGUCAGAGAGCAAAGGAGCCAUCUUCACGCACGUGGAUGACAUCCUGGCCUUGGUCCUGCAACACUACCACGACUGCAUUGUGGAAAAGGAUAAGAACUUGAAGCUGGGUUACCUGAACGCCCUGACCAUACUGACAAACAUCCUGAACAGCCAGCAGUACGUGGCCUUCCACGUCAAGUUACCCCACAAACUAGCGAUUGUAACUGUUAUGGUGGAGCUAAUCAAGGAGGAGCCGCUGAACUCCCUCUCCAGCCCCAUUAGACAGAAGGCAAUGAACAUCAUCACUAACUUUAGGAUGCUCACGCCCCUCUUAGAGAUAGAAAAGAGAAUAGAGCUGCUCCGAGCAUGCUUCAAGAGUGUGCUCUGCCUGCCGCCCAUAGACGUUUUGCAAAAGGAGGCAUCUAGUCCCAAGGAGGCCCAGGACAAUGUGGAUCUGUUUAAGGAGACCAUGCAAUCCCUCCAAGGGCUAAUGGAGGCACUUAUUGUUGAAAUGCCCACCCGGAUCCAGAACUGCUUGGAGUUUAUGGACGCAUGGCUCAAUUCCCAGAAGGACCAUGAGCGGGAGCGGGCCAUGUGGUGUACUGCCCGGAUUCUUGGCUUUGCUGCAAAAACAGAUGACUACAACAUGGGAACUGAGUUCACACAACUAGGGCGCUUGGUAAAACUGCUGGUCAUGCGCUGCCAGGACCCAGUGGACAACAUCUGCUUCCUGUCUUCCCAGGCUGUCUACAACCUCUACUGUAUCCUUUUGAAGAAAAAAAAGAUGAAGAAGAAAAUAGAGGGCUUGUGGGAAGAAGAGGGCAAGAGUGAAGUUUAUAGUGCCAACUUGUUCUAUAAAAACACCUCUGAGAUUGCCAAGGCAUUCGCAGAGUACUUCAAUGAGACCCAGCUCACCAACCUGGUACUGACAGCCAUGGAGGAACUGACUGGCAGCAGGGCCAAGGUGUCUCUGGCUGCAGCCCAGUUGAUGAGCGCUGUCAUGAAGGAACGGGGCACAGACAUGAUAAAGGUGGAGGAAAUUGUGGAGGGCGUCCUGGAACGGCUCAAAUUGCAGCUGGAGCCCAGCACGAAGGAGGAGACCCUGCGGGCCAUGUGCUUGCUGGCAGGCAGCAACACCCACAGUGUCCUGCCGUUGCUGCUCAACAAGCCCCUCCCUUGGGACAGAACAAUUCUGGCCCUGUGGAAGGUGUUCGGCACCCAGAGAGAGACCACGAUCAACGUCCUGCUGCUGCUCAUAGGCAUCCUGGAAAACCAGUCCUCAGAGGGAGCGACGGAGAUGGCCCUCCAGCCUGUGGCGGCGGCGUGCGCCUUGUGUGAGAUGCUGUCUGGGUCCCUGUGCCAGGAGGCCAUCCAGGAGCUCUGCCCUCGGCUGCUGUUGGCCGUGCUGCAUCAUCUCUACUGGGUGAUUGAGCAAAAUGCUCCCCAGAAGAUGGUGGUCUACAAGAAGGAUGGGGGCCCAGGCAAUAAGAGCAAGACCUUUGACCCUACCAGUUGUGCCCUGGAGGUGCUGAAGUUGGUGUGGCUGGCAGCUGCAUACGAUGAAGUGGUGGAAUAUGCAGAUCAGCAUAGGUGCUGGAAUCUUCUGUCCUGCCCCAAAUUUUACUACAUAGGGAUCAUGGAACUGACCAGUGGCAUUGUGAAGCACUGUGAACCGGCCAUGCUGCUCCGAAUUCUGAACCUUGCCAAGAACCUCCUCAACAGCUUAGACAAUCGUCAGAAGAUCCUGGCCAGGACCUUCUAUGCGCAGCUCCUCUGGCACCGAUCAGUGGCUAAGACUCUGGGGCAAGACUUUUUGGGCAAUCUAAUCAAGUGGGUCAAGGAGCCCAACCUAAUCAUGCAGGAACUCGGGCUCCGUGGAAUCAGUAACCUGGCACUGCACCCAGGAAACUCAGAGUCUCUGAAGAGCCUGGUUCCAUUCUUGCGAGACUUCCUGAAGUGUGAGGUGCGAGUGACAGUCCAGACAGUGAAGGCCCUGCGGAACAUCAUCUACCAUGGGCAGGGAGAGGACAUCAAGGUGGUCUUCUGCAGCAUCUCCAAGCAACUGCGUCCACUCAUCAAUGAUGAAAGGGACCAGGUGAGGAUCUCAGCCACCUCUUCCCUGGGCCACAUGCUAUAUCGAGUUGACAAAUUCAAACCUGGAUUCGUCCUUCGAAAAGAGAUCUACACUUUUUUAGUCCCACUGCUGCUUAGCUUUCAGGACAAAAGCACCGAGGUGGUUAAGGCCUGUGGAGGGGCCCUGGCUGAGUGGGCUAAUGUGAUUGGCUGGUCAUCAUUCACACAGACAUUUCGGCAUACCACCCUCAGUGAUCACAUCCAGGUGUUGGAAGAAACAUGCAAGUACCUGGUGAGCACAAGCAGAAAACAGUUAAUAGGGGAGUUACUGUUCCAGAGUUUCGGCUUCCUGAAGAGCAGUCAACCCUUUUUACGGGGAGCUACAGUCAAUUUCAUAGGAUUAAUUAUUGAGAAGAUAAACCUGCAUAACAUACAUGAGGAUGAUGUGCAGCUGUUACUAAACUCUCUUGAAAAUGUGAAGAAUGAUCCUGUGGAAUUGAACCAGACUUUGGUCAUCAGUCUUCUGAAAAACAUUGAGGAAUAUGUUAAUCUUGGGCACAGCUCUACUUCUAUUAUGACCCCUCUGAGACGUAGCAUCUUCAAAAUGCCUGGCAGGAAAGCCUCAAGAAGAAAGAGGCGACUAUUUAAGACUGUCAAACGAGAAGGAGAUAAUGAUGUCAGUCGGAGAAGGGAUUGGUUCCUAGGCCUUCUAAAUUCAUUGUACAACUGUUUCAGGGAAGGGUAA